This is a messenger RNA of Linderina pennispora, 1613 nucleotides long. RefSeq lists its product as uncharacterized. Lineage: Eukaryota; Fungi; Kickxellomycota; Kickxellomycetes; Kickxellales; Kickxellaceae. The transcript has a single exon. Bases 158 to 1483 code for a protein of 441 amino acids. The record is from RefSeq and is a predicted model, not a curated record.
GCGGGUAUCGAUAGUCUGCUGGCACCCUAGGCUGUCACGCAGACGCAUAACGCAUCAGUAUCUCUCAGCUAUUGCCUCUGUGACUGAAGAGAGUCCCGCCAGCUCCACUGUCAGUUCCAGCGAUCUGGCAGCCGAUGCUCCGUCGGCCAGCCCGAGCAUGAUCACUUCCCCUGCCACCUUGAACGGCCGUCAGCGCCGGCGCCGCAGCUUGCGCGCCUCUGAGCGCAGACGCAGAUCAACCAUGGACAGCGAUGUUUUGGCGAAGAAUGUGCUAACAGCUGACGAGUCACCGCCAGCCUCGCCGCUGCCAGCAUCACCACUCGGUGCGUCCCCGCUGCCAGGGUCGCCACGGCAGAUGCUGCGGGCAAGUGUAGCUGUGGCGCCGUCGCCACUUGGAGCACCAUCCAGCGGACCUUUGGGUAGCCCGGUGAGACGCAUCCGCAAGCUGCGGAAGGACCGCCGGGUCACGAUCCCGUCAUCUCCAGAGGAGGCAAAGGAAGAGUCCUAUUCCCUGGAGGACAUUGACGCUUCGAUCGCAGCAAUGGCUGCGGCACUUGGCGAGGAUGUGCCCCAGUUCUUCAACAAAAAGUCUGCGAAGAAGGAGUCACCAGUCGAGGAGAAACCCAUGGAGGAGAUUGAUGACGGCGUGAACCCUGUGCCGCUGCCCGAAUCCAGCAUUGCGCAGGCGAUUACUCCAGCACUAGGGCUAGCGGAAGCAGUGCAGCUGGGGGUGGAGAAGGUCAAGCAGAUCCAAGGAUCGGUGCUGAACGACAUUGACGAGGACCGUGAAGACGAUGAGGACAGUGAGAAGGCACUGGACGAGCUCGACAAAAACUGGGACGCAGUAACGCCUCCGCGCAAGGGUGUAAAGCGACCGGCGCCCAGGGACCGCGGCAGCCGCAGCUCGACAUCGGAGGCCGUCGAUCCAUCGGCGAAACGUCCUCGCAGGGACCCGCGUAAGCGUCUGUCGGCAUCCGAGGUUCUUUUGCGCGAGCAGGCCGAGCUGCAGGCCCGAAUCAGUGCAACCAAUAUGGACAACACGAGCGACUUGGCGGCCGACACUGGCGCAGCCCCCACAGCGACACCGGAGAAGCCAGACGCAACGCCGAAGAAGAGCAACGCAGCGUUUUCGCGCCUCGACUUUGACACACCGGUGCAUGAGCGCAGGCGGUUCCGGUCCCUCGGUCUGAAUUUUGGUGCGAAGCCAACCGAAGCGCCGGCACCCGAUCCUGAGGCGGAGGUGUUGGACAUUUCCAACACCAGCAUCGAAGAGAUCAUUAGCCGCCGGGACCGCAUUCAUAGGCUGCAGGACCGUCGGCGCCGUCGCCAGACGGCUGCCUCGCUGCGGCGCCGGCGGUCGUCGUGGCAAGGCUGGGUGCCGGCGAGCCCGACCCCACCUGCGCAGGCAGCCACCAAUGUCGGCGGCUAUGCCUUGCGCAAGCGGCAGGUGCCACCUGUCCGCCCAAAGAAAGCGGCGCCCUAGAGUGUCCGCAGGCCAGGCUGCCCCCUCGCGAUUUGCGAGUGUGCGGCGCCGGCUGUAAUUAAUAUUCCAAUGUCAAUAUAGUUUUUCUCUUUCUCCAUCCUAUCUCCUGGAAGUAACCAGAGAGUCUAGU